Messenger RNA from Anopheles arabiensis, 1229 nucleotides. It is a transcript of the gene DNaseII, whose product is annotated as deoxyribonuclease-2-alpha. Gene Ontology annotation, molecular function: deoxyribonuclease II activity. The record is from RefSeq and is a predicted model, not a curated record. NCBI's taxonomy places the organism in Eukaryota, Metazoa, Arthropoda, Insecta, Diptera, Culicidae. Gene Ontology annotation, biological process: apoptotic DNA fragmentation. The transcript has 2 exons. Bases 26 to 1186 code for a protein of 386 amino acids.
UGAUGCGGAAGAACGCUCUUCUGAAAUGAUGCUCCGUUUGUGGCUGUGUCUCGGUGGUGUGUUACUAGUGGCCAAGAUCACUUACGGUCAAUCUUCUGCCCCGCCCGACGAUGUCCUUGGUUGUCGUUUGGAAACGGGCGAAUUGGUUGAUUGGUAUUACCUGUACAAGCUGCCGAAGGAGUCUUCCGAGCGUGACUCCCCGACCAACGGGUUGCGGUACACGUUUGUAUCGUCGAAGGAUGUCGGUGGAAAGCACACCAAAGGAUCACCGCUACAAUGGCACACUGCCCAGUACAGCGUGAACCAGUCCGAAAGUGCACCCGGCCGCACGAUUACACCCUCCAUCCGGCAUCCGUCCACCGUCUUCACGAUCAUGUACAACGAUGAACCCGCGAACGCACCGGUCGACAUGGAGCGUGGCCACACGAAGGGUGUCGUCAGUACGGACGGUACCGCAGGCUAUUGGUUGAUUCACUCCGUCCCAAAAUUUCCACCGGCAAUUGGGGCCGAUUACGGCUACCCGCACACCGGCAUGAUGUACGGGCAAAGCUUCCUGUGCAUUUCGCUGAACGCAACGCAGAUGGAAACCGUUGCUAGGCAGCUGCUGUUCAACGAGGUGACGGUGUAUUCGAAGAGCGUUCCAGCGGCAUUGGCGGCCCGCUUUCCUACACUACAGCGUGCCGCCCAGAUGGCACCGGUCGAUAAGUCGCCACCGUUUUACAGCGCCCAGACGAUCCAAUCCCAGGCCGGUGUUGAGUUUGUGACGUUCGCGAAAAGUCGCCACUUUGGGAAGGAGCUGUACGCGGACUGGAUUGCGCCGGCACUGGAUGUGGGGUUGAUGGUGGAAAGCUGGCAACACGGCAGUGGCAAUCUGCCGAGUGACUGCUCAUCGGAUGGCGGACGGCGCAGGCAUAGUGUGCUGAAUGUGCGUGAAGUGUCUGUUGGGCGGGAGGAUCGGUUUUCCACGCUGAAAGAUCACUCGAAGUGGGCAGUAGGUGGUGCGGAUGGUGAUGGUGGAGUGAAGGAUGCGAAAGAAUGGAUUUGUGUCGGGGACAUUAACAGGCAGGAGCACCAGAAGCGGCGUGGUGGUGGCAGUGUAUGCCAGUCGUCGAAGCUGGUGGCCGAACUGUAUCGCGGCAUGAUCGAUGAGGUCGAACCGUGUCCGAAGGGAAAGAAACGAGUGUAGUACGUUGUGUAGGAGAAAUAUACGGAAGUGUUUUAAUAUGUAA